This is a messenger RNA of Cordyceps fumosorosea ARSEF 2679, 1377 nucleotides long. Its product is annotated as Oxysterol-binding protein. Lineage: Eukaryota; Fungi; Ascomycota; Sordariomycetes; Hypocreales; Cordycipitaceae. The record is from RefSeq and is a predicted model, not a curated record. Gene Ontology annotation, cellular component: intracellular membrane-bounded organelle; cytosol; membrane. The transcript has 4 exons. Gene Ontology annotation, molecular function: sterol binding. Bases 1 to 1377 code for a protein of 458 amino acids. Gene Ontology annotation, biological process: maintenance of cell polarity; exocytosis; endocytosis.
AUGAUGCAGACGGAAACACUUUCGUCAUCGGCGCCGCCGCCCACCGUUGACACGCCCGAUGAAAAUCAGAGCGAGGGCUCCAAGCUUCGCACCUUUCUCGGCAUCUUGCGAAAAUUCAUUGGUGUUUCAGACCUCGCCGCCGUCCGAUUCUCGUUGCCCUCACAGCUACUCGAGCCUACGCCCAACCUCGAAUACUGGACAUAUCUCGACGCCCCCAAUGCCUUCGUCGCCAUCGGCACUUCGGACGAGCCCCUCGACCGCAUGCUCGAGGUCGUUCGCUUCUGGUUGACCAAGGACCUCAAAUAUGCCAAGGGCAAGCCUUGCAAGCCGUACAACUCGUGCCUGGGCGAGUUCUUCAGGUGUAAAUGGGAGACGGAGAACAAUGCGCCCAAGAUUCUCACCAGCAAACUUGGCAAUGAGAGCUCCGCGUCCAGCAAAUCCAGUGUCAAGAGCAACAAGAAUGCCUCGACGUGGUCGCUCUCGCCGCCGCAGCACGGCACCUCGCUCGACUCGCGGCCCGUGACCGUCUCGUACCUGACAGAGCAGACGUCGCACCACCCGCCGGUGUCGGCGUUCCACGUCAGCUGUCCCGAGCGUGGCCUCUCCGCGCGCGGCUUCGACCAGAUCACGGCCAAGUUCACCGGCACCUCGAUCAAGGUGCUGCCCGGCGAGCACAACCUCGGCAUCUUCAUCACGCUCGACCAGCGUGACGGCGAGAAGUACCAGCUCACGCACCCGGCCGCGCACCUCGGCGGCCUGCUGCGCGGCACGCUCACCGUCUCCGUCAGCGACACGGCCUACAUCACCUGCCCCAAGACGCGGCUCAAGGCCAUCCUGAGCUACGUCGAAGAGGGCUGGCUCGGCCGCACCACCAACAAGGUCGAGGGCGUCAUCUUCCGCUACGACCCCGACAACGACGACAAGACGCGCAUCCAGGACGUCCCCGACGACGACGUUCUUGUCCGGCUUAGCGGGCCCUGGCGGGAAAAGGUUGUGUUUACGCUUGGUUCGACACCCCUGAAGCAAGUUCCCGUCGAGCAGCACUUCACCAUCCUCGACACGGCCCCGCUGCAGGUCGCCCCCAAGAUCCUCCCGCCCGCCGACCGGCAGGCGCCUAACGAGUCCCUCACCCUCUGGGGCGGCGUCACCGAGGCCAUCCACGCCCGCCAGUUCUCCCGCGCCACCACCCUCAAGCAGGAGCUCGAGGAGGCCCAGCGCGUCAAGGCCCGCGAGCGCGAGCGCGCCGGCCAGACGCACAGCCCCGUCUACUUCUCCCACGCCGUCGGCAACGAGGGCCAGCCCGAGCUCACCGAAAAGGGCCGCGAGGUCCUCGAGCGCUCCCAAAAGGGCGACUGGUCGCUCGACGGCAUCAUCUAA